AUGCGGCAUCAGCAGCGGAAGCAUAGAUGGGCGACGGGGGAUCGAGUUGUGGGAAAUGGAUACAUCCGAUUUUGGUAUUUGAUAGAAAUAGUAACUGUAUGGGGUUACGAUGGUGAAGCUAGCAUUAUGGUGGAACCCUAUCAGUGUCUAUUCCUCAAGCUUUUAUCAUUGCGCAAACCCAUUGAGAUGCCGAGCAAGACACAGCUGGUCUAUGGAAACUUGGCGGGGAAUGUGAGAAUCGACUUAUCGCUCUACUUUCGGCCCGUGGAAUUCGCAGAGGCAACCAUAGGUGCUGAUAGGCUGUUGUGGUAUGUUGCGGGUGAGGAGCUUAUUAGGCUGAUUGGCGUAGGCAGAUAUCGAUUACGGAUGCUGGUGAGAGCGUUAACUUUUCGUAUCGUGGCUACGAGUGAGGGGCUGAAGGAGACUGGAGUUGAUGAUGAUGGGGAGCGUGAGAGUUUUGAGAAGGCGCUUUAUAUCUACCCCAUCAAGUCCCUCCGUGGCACUCCGAUCUCUCACUCCCGCAUAACCCGCCACGGCCUUGCCUACGACCGCCGCUUCAUGCUUCUCAAGGUAGAGCAUGAUAAAACCUUGAGGAACAUGCAAAUCAGCAAAUUCAACGAGAUGUCUCUGUUCAGGACAGACGUCUUAUUUCCCAGGAAGUCUGCUGAAGGGGCCACUACUGAGGAAGGUAAAAUUGUGGUCAAGUAUCAAGCUCCUGUUGGGCAUCCUGAUCGGGAUGUUGUCAAGGAAUUGGAGAUUCCCCUCGAGCCCGCAGAUGUCGAGGGGCUGAGGAUUGUGGAGGUGGAUAUGUAUUCAAGCGCGUGCAAGGCUUACGAUAUGGGCAAAGAGUAUUCCAACUGGUUCUCUGGGUGUUUUGGGUACGAGGUCAUCCUGCUGUAUUUGGGUGAGAAUCGGAGAUUGGUUCUGGGGGAUCUCCCGCCAAAUGCCGCAGCAAAGGGGAGGACUACAGCUGAAUCUCAAUCUCCAUCAAAUAAACGAGGCGGUUGGAUGUCCAGCAUCACAGAAGCUUUACCAUUUUUUGACUACGACACUUCAUCUUCUACUGGAAACAGCGGCGAUGACGACGAAUGGAUCACCUUUGCAGAUAUAGCAGCCUACCUCAUCGUUUCAGAAACGUCCCUUCAAGAUGUAUCUAGUCGCCUCCCAGAAUGUGAGGCGAUGGACAUCUCUAAAUUCCGUGCAAACAUCGUCCUCUCCGGAGCGGCGGAGCCGUACGAAGAGGACUUUUGGGGAGAAGUCACAGUCAAAGACGAUAUAAAAUUUACCCUAACAUCAAAUUGCGCGAGGUGUCGGAGUAUCAAUGUCGACUAUAACACGGGAGCACAAGGCAUCGGUGAGUCGGGAGCCGUGCUGAAGAAAUUGAUGAAGGAUAGAAGGGUCGAUAAGGGCUCUAAACAGCGCCCCGUCUUCGGGAGAUACGGGUUUAUCGAUAAGGCUUCCGGGGGUGCGUAUAUAAAAGUUGGUGAUGAGGCGGUUGUGUCAACAAGGAAUAAAAAGCACACAGUUUUUUACUGGCCAAAACUGACGAGCUGA
Molecule: messenger RNA, 1554 nt
Organism: Paracoccidioides brasiliensis Pb18
Exons: 4
Coding region: 1-1554 (517 amino acids)
Molecular function (GO): molybdenum ion binding; pyridoxal phosphate binding; catalytic activity
Source: RefSeq, a predicted model, not a curated record